AUGCCUACCACCGACUCAUCUCCCAUCCCACAACCCCCAGGGCUCAAAAAGAUCGCGCCGUAUUGGUACCCGUAUACGACCAUGACGAAGAUGCGCUGGAUUGGGAGGGAGUUGCUCGAGGUUGUAUCGACUGAAUUUCGGGAUCGGUCUAUGGAGUAUUACAGAUACGCACUCGAAUCGGGUGUCACAACCGUUAACGGCCAAAUCGCGAAACCCGAUACGAAAUUGCGGGACGGAGAUCGCAUCGAAAACAUAGUACACAGACACGAACCACCAGUAACCUCCACACCCGUCAAGGUUCUCUACCACGACGUGGAGCGCGAAUUUUUAGUGGUUGAUAAACCGGGCAGCAUCCCUGUUCACGCGUCUGGUCGAUACUACCGCAACACUCUUAUUGAGAUACUAGUGAACGAUUUUGGGUACAAGAAAUGUUAUCCGGCGAAUCGACUGGAUAGGCUAACCUCCGGCCUGAUGAUCAUCCCCCUAUCCCCUGACAGGGCACGCGUACUCACUGAUGAAUUCACGACUGGGACGGUACGCAAGGAGUACGUUGCGCGCGUGAGGGGCCGGUUUCCUGCGCAAGAAAUCGUAUGCGAAGAGCCACUUUUGACUGUUGAUCGGCAAAUGGGGCUGAAUAUCGUUCAUCCGGAAGGAAAGGUGCUAUUCAUCCACCUACAGCCUGCAAAAACGGUGUUCAAUCUAAUAAGAUACGACGAAAACACGAAUAGCAGCGUCGUCAGAUGCGAACCUUUAACAGGACGAUCCCAUCAACUCCGUGUCCACCUCCAAUAUCUCGGCUUCCCCAUAGCCAACGACCCCAUCUACUCUGAAUCCCGUAUAUGGGGUGAAAAAAUCGGUAAAGGCGGCGUGGACACCGUACCAAGCGACGAGCGCUCUGCCCCGGCGCCGCCUCCUCAUUUAGAGGAGCUGACGAAGAUGGGUGGGAGUCCAGAGUCUUUACGUACAGAGAAAGACGAGACGGGUGAGGAUAUUGGUAUGGGAUCACCGGUACCGCUCUCGAGCGAGGCGGUGGGUGUUAUUACGAGGUUGAGGAAUAUGAAGGACGAAGAUGAAGACUGGAGUCGAUGGCGGGAUGUCGUGUUUAGAGCCAAGGGGGCUUUGGGCCCUCAUAACUUGCCACAAGGCGAAUCGACACAGUCACAAGGCGAAACAAUUACGCAGUCUUUAGGCGAAGGCGAAUCAUCCACAGACUCGCCCUCCCAACUGACAACAGACGAACCUGCUCAGGACGUCAACACCGUGAUCCAAUCCGACAACCUCUAUUGUCCAGAAUGUUAUUUGCCUUUACACCCUGACCCCAAGCCAGAGAAGCUGUACAUCUUUUUGCAUGCGCGGAAGUAUACCACGAGUUUUGGGGCUUUUGAGACGGAUAUGCCAGAGUGGGCUGCGGAGGGAUGGGUUUGGGAUCAGAGUUAG
Molecule: messenger RNA, 1437 nt
Organism: Laccaria bicolor S238N-H82
Lineage: Eukaryota; Fungi; Basidiomycota; Agaricomycetes; Agaricales; Hydnangiaceae
Exons: 13
Coding region: 1-1437 (478 amino acids)
Biological process (GO): pseudouridine synthesis
Molecular function (GO): RNA binding; pseudouridine synthase activity
Source: RefSeq, a predicted model, not a curated record